AGACGCACAUGCCAGUUGAGUUAGUUCGCUCGAUUGAUAUGGGUCGAUUUUAAUAGUAAGGUUAAAAGUAAUACGAGAUACAAAGGAAAUUAAAAAUGCAGACCUUAUUGCUGCUCGUCGUAAUUCUAUUUUCCAGUAUUGUAACCGCGACGUUUAUAGAAGACGGUCAAUAUUGGCAUAAAAUAGCGCAGGAAGAAUUGAAAAAAUCCCUUUCGUAUAAAUGGAAUACAGGUAAAGCGAAAAAUGUAAUAAUCUUUGUGGGUGAUGGUAUGAGUCCCGAUACGAUAACAGCCAGCAGGAUUUAUCGAGGUGGUGAAACGAGUUAUCUCACCUGGGAAAAAUUUCCGCAUGUUGGUUUAUUGAAGACGUACAAUACAAACAAACAAGUGCCAGAUUCAGCGUCCACGGCAACCGCAUUAUUUGGUGGAGUUAAAACUAAUUACAAAGUUGUUGGAGUCGAUGUUAACGUCAAAUUGGGAGAUUGCAAGGCCAGCUUGAAUAAAAAUUAUCACGUUGAUUCAAUAAUAUCUUUAGCCCAGGCUUCGGGCAAGGCUACAGGAUUUGUAACGACUACAAGAGUGACUCAUGCGACUCCAGCUCCACUAUAUGCUCAUUGUCCUAAUCGACGAUGGGAAUGUGAAGCUAAUAUACCAAAAAAUAUAACUGCUUGCAAGGAUAUUGCGAGACAGCUCAUCGAAAAUGAGCCUGGUAGAAACAUCAAGGUAAUAAUGGGUGGUGGUAGACAGACCUUGAAGUCAAACGUAAAGCCUGGUAAAUAUGAUCCAAUCGAUACAUGGGCUUGUUAUAGUACUGAUGGUAGAGAUUUAAUAAAGGAUUGGGCAGAGGAUAAACGAAUAAGAAAUUUUACGUACGAAGUGGUCGAAAAUAAUGAACAAUUAUCGAGAGUAAAUACGGAUAAAAUUGAUUAUUUGCUUGGUAUAUUUGCCAAUGGUCAUAUUAAGAUGGAUUGGGAGAGAGAGAAAGGACCGGAAGGACAACCAAGUUUAGAGGAAAUGACUGUAACUGCUUUGAAGAUCCUUCAAAAGUCAACUAAUGGUUAUGUUUUGAUGGUCGAAGGUGGAUUGAUCGAUUACGCUCAUCAUCGUGGACAUGCCGGCGAAGCUUUACGAGAAACCGUUCGUUUUUCGGACGCCAUUAAUGCUACUGUUAACAUGAUUGAUACUGAAGACACUUUGGUCAUAGUAACCAGCGAUCAUACUCAUUCUAUGAACUUUAAUGGUUACAGCGAUCGUGGUUCAUCGAUUUUAGGUAUUGCACAAAAAUCUAAAUAUGAUGGGAUACCUUACACGACCUUAACUUACAGCACUGGUGGUCCAAAUAAUGCAGCUUACAUGAUAUCAAACACGACUAAUCUUUUAACAAGAAUCGAUCCUUCUACUCAAAACACUACAGCGUUUAAUUAUAGUCAACAAGCUGCUAUCGUGUCCGAUGAAGCUUAUCAUGGAGGAGGAGAUGUAGCUAUUUAUGCUAUAGGUCCAUCGGCCCAUCUUUUCCAUAGCGUUCAUGAGCAAAAUUUUGUUGCCCACGUAAUAACAUAUGCUGCUGAUUUUGGAAAUUAUACAAGUGGUAGUGAACAAAAUGCAAUAUCUAAUACUUUUUUCUAUUUCUGUCUACUUCUACUUAUUUUUACAUUAUUUACUACUACUAUCUUCGCGGUACAUAGAUAACAAGAAAAAAAAAAAAACCAAAA
Molecule: messenger RNA, 1711 nt
Organism: Vespa mandarinia (Asian giant hornet)
Lineage: Eukaryota; Metazoa; Arthropoda; Insecta; Hymenoptera; Vespidae
Product: alkaline phosphatase
Biological process (GO): dephosphorylation
Molecular function (GO): alkaline phosphatase activity
Source: RefSeq, a predicted model, not a curated record